Messenger RNA from Cotesia congregata, 2322 nucleotides. Lineage: Eukaryota; Metazoa; Arthropoda; Insecta; Hymenoptera; Braconidae. The record is from the annotation of a GenBank genome assembly.
AUGAGUGAUGACAAUAUGAUUAAUGAUAACGAUGAGAAUAUUUCUAAAAAUCAUUCCCAACUGUUAAAAUCAGUUGCGGAGCUGGAUCAUAACUUUUUAAAAAUUAAAAAAUCUGAAAGAAAUGAACUAACCUCAGAAAUCUCGGAAUUUCACUUAGUACGUAGUGGAAUUACUGACAACGAACCCGUUCGCUUAGAAAAUCUAGUGAAUACACUACGAGGGCAAGAUCAAAGUUUAAAGCUUAGCAAUCAAUUCAAAGCUACCAAAAAACGAGCAAAGAUUUUGCCUAAACCACUAGAAAAACCAGCUGAUGAAAGGUUAAAACGUCAAGUUUGUUUUGAAAAUGCCAGCGAAAAUUUGAAAAAAUGGAAUCCUAUAGUCACUAAAAAUAGAGUUGCAGAUCAUUUAGUAUUUCCAAUAAACACCUCAUCUUCAAAGAAACUUUCUAAUAAUGGAAAAGUUAAGUCUUAUCGGAUACAAUCAGAUUUAGAAAAAGAAUAUGCAUCGUUAGAACCAUCUGAAGAAGCUGACGAUAAUGAAAAUCAAAUAGAUAAGUUUACUCUUACAAAAGAGGAAAUGAUUCAAAAAGCAAAAGAAAAUGCUAAAUUUCGGGCUCAACAAUCUUAUAAAGCAGAAAAAGCUCGGAGAGUAAAUAAAAUAAAAAGUAAAAAAUUCCAUAAAAUUGAAAAAAAGGCUAAAAUCAAGCAACAGUUUCAAGAGUUUGAUAAACUUCAGAAGAGCAACCCUGAACUUGCUCUACAAAAAUUGGAGGAAUUGGAUAAAGCAAGAGCACUAGAAAGAAUGUCAUUAAAGCAUAAAAAUACAGGACAAUGGGCUCGAAAUAAACAAGUUAGAGCUAAGUAUGAUAAAGAGAGUCGUCAAGUACUAGCUCAACAACUAUCAAUUAGUCGUGAAUUAACUCAAAAGGUCAAAAAAGAUGACAGUGAUGAUGAUGAUGACUAUGAAGAUUUAGAAACAAAUGUUUUAAAAACUACGUCUGAGCCAUUAGAAUACAACCCUUGGGUAAAUAAUGAAAUAUUUUCAUUAGAACCAGAAAUAAAUUCUAAAGAACAUCAAAUUGACGUUCAAAAUAAAAAUAAAAUUUCCAACAACAAUUUAUUAAAUCCAAUAGAACAAGUAAGUGUGGAAUAUAUUAAUGAUAAAAAUGAAAAACCUAUCAAAGGAUUGGAUAAAAAACGAAAAAUUAAAGAAUUGAAAUGCGUUGAAGAAAAUAAGGUAAAGAAAAUGAAAAAUGUUAAAGACAAAUCCAUGAAAAAAAACGCAACAAAGCAAACAAUUAAUUCUGGCACUUCAGAAUGGUUGGUCGAAGAAUCAGAAAAAGUUUCACAAUCGUUUUCUCUCUCGAGUAAAAAGUUACCAACAGUAUCUGAAAUAUUUGAAACUUUAGAAAAUGAUAAUCAGCGGAAAGCCUUAAAAAAAUUGAAAAAAUUAAAACGCAAAUUAAAAACACAAAAUUCAAAUAAAAAUAAGAAAUUAGUAACAAAUUCAAAUAAUAAAGAAUCAGAUUUGUCAUUUAAAAAAAAAAGUAAUCGUCCAUUUAUCGAUGAUGCGUUGGAUGAAAAUGACAUAAGACAUGAUAAUGAUAAUAAAACAGGACAAGUAACUGAGCACCAAUCGAGAUUUGAACUCGAUACAUCUAAAAAUAUCUCAAAAGCAGUUGUAACAGAAAUAGAUCCCAAUAAGUUCAUUCAGGCCAAAUCUAAACAUAUAAACUUGAAAAAUGACCUUCCAGAUGAUUUAAAAAGUGAAGUUGACGUUUUAGAUGAUAGUGAUGAAGAUGAAAUAGAAGAAAGUCAACAAAAAAUUAUAAGUGAAGCAUUUAUUGAUGAUGAUGUCACAAAUGAAUUCAAAAAUGAAAAAGAAGAACAGAUAAAGAACUCUCAAUUACGUCAGGUAGAAACUCGUCUUCCUGGAUGGGGAUCAUGGGCUGAUAAAAAUUUUAAAAUAUCUCAACGUAAGAAGCGCCGCAUUAUUAUUAAUUCAAAUGAAACAGCUCACAGAAAAGAUAAAGAUAAAGAAAAUGUUAUAAUCAUUGAUGAUAUCGAUGCCAAACUUAGACAGCAUCAAAUCAAUGAUUUGCCUCAUCCAUUUGUAACCGUAGAAGAUUUUGAAGCCAGCAUACGUACACCUAUCGGUCGAAAUUUCGUUCCAGAAAUUUCUCAUAGACAACUUAUUAAACCACCGGUGAAAACAAGAAUGGGAACUAUAAUUGAACCAAUGAGUGAAGAUGUUCUUAUAAAGGAAAAAUCACCAAGCGUACCUUUAAAAAGGAAAAGUUUUCUCAACGAGAUCAAAUUGUAA